AUCGGAAAGUUUUCCACUUUGAUAACUUAGAUCCACGUGGGUUGUAGAUAUCGGAUAUUGCCGAAUGGGAAGGGAGGGGGGAUUUCGGAUCAGGGAUAUCAUAUCUCGAAGUUGGUAUCGAACUGCACAGGAGCAACAUGGUCUCAAUCACAGGGUGGCUUACUAUCUGCGCACUGAUCGCAAGCUGCGCUGCUAAACAGCCCGUGGCUCAGUAUCGCCCUCUGCCACCUCUCAGAGAGCAGGAUGCUUUGGAGAACAAAUGGGUCCAAAUGCGAUAUGAUAGAAUCCCUGAGAUCUUGGAAAGACAUGGCUAUGAUGCUUGGAUCUUGACGAUGAGAGAAUAUGCCGAAGACACAGCAUUCCGAGCGCUUGUCUCCUCCACAACUCAGUUUUGGGGCCGAAGGAGGACCAUGUGGAUGUUCCACACGAACCCAAAUGUCACGAGUCCUUUCCACUUCGUUUCGCUGAAGGAUGACUUGUGGGAUGGUCUUCUUGAUACCUUGGAGCAGGUCAAUCCGAAGAAGAUUGCCAUCAAUGUCGACGAGGAUAUGGCUUUCUCGGACGGUCUGCACACUGGCGAAGGCCACAAGCUCAUGUCAAAGCUUGGCAAGUGGGCUGAUCGUGUCACGCCUUGCAGAGACAUUGGUGUCGAGGUCAUUGCUACACGAGCUGGCGGGAAGGAGCAGUUGGAAAUGUACAGAUUGCUGCAGGAGAAUGUCUGGGCAAUGAUCCAGGAAGGAUUCUCGGAGCGUGUCAUUGAAAUUGGCAAGACUACUGCCGAAGACCUCAUGUGGUGGUUCAGAGAGACCAUGGUCUGGAAGCUUGGAAGCCGAACGUGGUUCCAUCCGUCUGUUGAGAUUCAUCGGUCCCCAGAUGAGCCGGCCGUUGAGGACCACCCAGCGAUGCGAGAAGGAGAUAUGCUGCAUGUCGAUAUUGGAAUCUACGCCAUGGGAAUGAAUACCGAUACUCAACACCUGGGCUACAUUCUUCGUUCGAACGAGACUGCCCCGCCUCAGUCUUUACAGGAUGGAUUAGCCAUUGCCAACAAAAUGCAAGACUUUAACAGAUUGGAAAUGAGACCUGGGUUGACCGGCGAUCAAGUAUUUUGGGCGAUCCGAGGCGAUAUGACCAAGGCCAAGUUGAACGAACACGGCAGGAUCUACUCACAUCCCAUCGGAGAUUAUGGGCAUAGCGCUGGAGCAGUCAUCGGAAUGGCCGAUUGGCAGACUUCUAUACCCGGGGGCGGCGAGAACAAGGUGCUCAAGGAUUAUUGGACAAGUGUCGAGCUCGCUGGCGUCAAUUACAUUCCCGAAUGGAGACGGGAGCAGAAUUUUGAGCUCGAAGAGGAUGUUUAUUGGUGUGAAGAGACCGACCGAUUCGAAUGGGUCUUUGGUCAGCAGACUGAAUUCCACCUCGUCCAACCAAAGAACAGAAAGCACGGUCACGGCCAUCAACACGGUCAUGGACACAAACACCAUGAUCAUGAGCACAAGCACGCUGGCCAUGGACACAGGCACGGACACAAGAAUCUUGGGCAUCACACAGAAGCCUCUUGGAUGUCUCGAGUUGCCGCCAAGCUUGGAUGGGAUAUUGUUCGAUGGAUCUGAGGGAGAGCAAAUUCGGCGCGGAGGGGGGAGUCUGACAACUCGGGAGGUAACAUCCACAGUCAAAAGUCUUGUCGCGUUUUGAAUGCAAACCAAUAGCAU
Kockovaella imperatae is the source of this 1706-nucleotide messenger RNA. RefSeq lists its product as hypothetical. Bases 138 to 1607 code for a protein of 489 amino acids. NCBI's taxonomy places the organism in Eukaryota, Fungi, Basidiomycota, Tremellomycetes, Tremellales, Cuniculitremaceae. The record is from RefSeq and is a predicted model, not a curated record. The transcript is spliced from 9 exons.